This is a messenger RNA of Malurus melanocephalus (red-backed fairy wren), 5000 nucleotides long. It is a transcript of the gene MPPED1, whose product is annotated as metallophosphoesterase domain containing 1. The record is from RefSeq and is a predicted model, not a curated record. NCBI's taxonomy places the organism in Eukaryota, Metazoa, Chordata, Aves, Passeriformes, Maluridae. Gene Ontology annotation, molecular function: hydrolase activity. The transcript has 6 exons. Bases 1206 to 2114 code for a protein of 302 amino acids.
UGCUGCAUUCUAGCAUAGCUUUUCAUGAAAUACAUCUGUGAAUCACAUGGCUUGUAUUCCCUAGAAGAAAAGAGCCCCCGCUUGCAUGAAAGUCAAUAUUUAAGUCAGGCAACUUYUAAAAAAGAUGCAAAGUUAUACUGUAAAAAUACCCACCUUUAUAUCUUAUAAUCCAUUUUUUAUUAAAACUGGGAAAUACGAGUAAAAUUCACAUUUAAAUUACUUUCUGYGUUUCUAGGGGAUACUCUUUGCAUUCCAGUUGGUUUCACUUUGUUCUUCCUCUACCCAUUUYCAGUACUGCUGUUCUAGACUUGUGUAACCUUCAGGGAAAAAUUUAUUCCCAAACAUAAAACCUGUAUGGAUUUUACAUUUUUUAAUACUUAGUAACAUUUAACUGUGUGUUAGCUUGGAAUCACUCUGUUUUUCUGUGAACCCAGAAUGCUGGCGCUCACUGAAAAUUGUUUGAUGAGGGGAGCCUUUCAUAUUUGUGUCCUUCACUCMAGGAGUUGUGCUGUCCUCAAGGAGUUCUUUCAGUGAUCUAUAAAACCAGGAUCAAGUGCAAGAAGGCCACUCACUCUGUUUUGUUGAUGUAAAGAACAGUCUCUUGCAGUGCUUUUCUGAAAUAAAUGUCACAGGGUUUGGGAAGAUUUAGUUAAACUGGUUCUCGUUUAAUUACCUUGCAUUUGAGUUGCGCAUAGUUGUGUAUUCAAUUUCAGGUUUGGUGCGGUUUUUUGAGGGAGGAUGAGGAAUAAAAGUUCAUCAGUUCUAUUAAAAGAAAAGGAGGUAAAUGGCUGUGUUGGAAAAACAUUAUGAUUUGAUGUGCCAUUCUGAAAAACUCUCCUGUCUUUUGAGUUUGGAUUAAAUGUCUGAAAUACUUGAGCAAGUUGCCCCUAUGUUCUGUAGCAAGUUUAGUUUCUCUCCAUGCUUUCCACUCCCAAUUAAAACCCGUUCAUCAGGUCGCUGAGUAGGAAAGGUUUGUAAAGAGUUCUUUGAGCAGUCUGUCUUCAUCCCUUCAUCUUCACCUCAUAUUAAAUAAAGCAAAUUCCGAGCCAAUUSAGUAUCCAACAGUUACGCUGCAUCUGUCCAAUCUUCCCGCAGGUGUUUGGAAGGGGAGUGUGCUGGCUGAGUGAGGGGAUGUCAUGGUGCUCACCCCCAGCGUAGGAAGAUAGCAGAGAUGGUGGCCUGAGGGAGCCCAGCCUGCUGCAGACAUGGCCUUCGCCCAGUCCCACAUCAUGGCAGCCAGGAGGCACCAGCACAGUCGGCUSAUCAUCGAGGUGGAUGAGUACAGCUCCAACCCCACACAGGCUUUCACGUUCUACAACAUUAACCAGGGACGUUUCCAGCCCCCACAUGUGCAAAUGGUUGAUCCGGUGCCCCAUGACGCUCCGAAGCCUCCAGGAUAUACACGAUUUGUCUGUAUUUCUGAUACUCACUCAAGAACUGAUCCCAUCCAAAUGCCAUAUGGAGAUGUGUUAAUACAUGCUGGUGAUUUUACUGAGCUGGGACUUCCUAGUGAAGUAAAAAAAUUCAACGAGUGGCUAGGUAGCCUGCCCUAUGAAUACAAGAUUGUGAUAGCAGGAAAUCAUGAAUUGACCUUUGACCAGGAAUUCAUGGCUGACUUAAUCAAGCAGGACUUUUACUAUUUCCCCUCUGUUUCUAAGCUGAAGCCAGAGAGCUAUGAAAAUGUACAGUCUCUUCUAACAAACUGCAUCUAUCUUCAAGACUCUGAAGUGACGGUGAGGGGAUUCAGAAUAUAUGGCUCCCCUUGGCAACCUUGGUUUUAUGGCUGGGGCUUUAAUCUUCCACGAGGCCAAGCACUAUUAGAGAAAUGGAACCUUAUUCCAGAUGGAAUAGAUAUUCUUAUAACACAUGGACCACCUCUCGGUUUUCUAGACUGGGUUCCUAAGAAAAUGCAACGGGUAGGAUGUGUUGAGCUGCUGAACACAGUCCAGAGACGAAUACAGCCAAGGCUUCAUGUUUUUGGACAUAUCCAUGAAGGUUAUGGUGUCAUGGCUGAUGGAACUACCACCUAUGUGAAUGCAUCUGUGUGCACUGUGAAUUACCAGCCACUUAAUCCGCCUAUAGUUAUUGACUUACCUACUCCAAGGAACACAUGAUUAUAAUGAGGAUUUAAAGUUGUACCCAACACAUUAGCAACUUUAUAUUGCUGGCUGAGAAUCCCAAUAGGGAACCAUUCAACAAAAAAAAGCAAAAUCUUUCUUUUUUUCCCUGCUAGCUCUUCACUGAUAAAUUUAGAGUAACAAAAGUGGACAAGGAACAAAGACAUUUUGGUGCCAGAAGCAGAUUAAAGACUAACAUUUCACCCUUAAAAUAUUUGUGAACACAGAGAAGUGAAUGCAUUCCACAUAUAUAUAUAUACAUAUAUAUAUAUCUAUAUAUAUAUAUCUAGUAGGGGCUUUUGUACAUACCGUAUAUUGGACUUAUUAAAAGAAUGAUGUCUUUCAAAGGAGUGUUUCUUUAAGAAGGUUUGCAGUUUAAACGUAAGUGUUUAGACUAGGAUUUCCUCAUUCAGACGUUUUCCAGUGAGCUCUUGGUAAAAUAAAAAUGAUGGUAAAGAUGUUUUCCCUUAAUCAACACAUUCAAGACACAACAAGAAAAUAUAAAAGAUGGUGCACAAAUGACCAGUCACAGGAGGAAAGCUAUUACUCCAAGUCCUUCAGGUCUAAGUCAUUUCAUCUAUUCAAAACCAAUGCAACAGAGGCCCUAAUUCACUGUACUGAAAUGAAGUUUUACUACAUCUGGCAUUACAGAUGGUAAGGGAAAUGGUACAUAUUGCCAGCAUGCUGUAAACAGCUCAACAUUCAAGAAGGGAGACUGUGUUAAGUGCAGUAUAAACUCAGGAAUUUGUAACCUGGCCUCGCCUGUAAAAGGAAAAAAAAGGAUGACAUUUCCCUUAAAAAAAAAAAGAAAGAAAAGUUAUAACUGUGUUUUCAUAUGGUAAGGCGAUAUACGUGAUUGUAUUUAAGGAAAAAAAAAAAAAGAAAAAAGAGAAAAAAAGCCACAAAAAAGCCCACCUAAUGAUUAGUAAUGGUAUUUUAAAUAAAACCCACUGGGACCAUUUUUUAAAACCUGCUAAUGGGACAUGCAACCAGUGAUGAGAUUACUGGUUUGAAUUUGGCCCUGGUCAGGAGUGGUCAAAUGUCAUUGUGGUCAUUCUGCCCUUGGGAAGCAUUAUAGAUGUCAAGGGGAAGGCAUCAUCCCAAGGCGUAGCUUGGGCACCCACUUUUGAGUGGCUGUGAGAAAUGAGUACACAUCAAAGUGUACAGAGCAGAGGUCACCUCAGGGGRCCUGGCACUGCUGUUUGCCCACUCACGGACACUGCUGAGAGGCCCAGGACAAACUGAGCAGAAAUCUGUCUGUCGUGUUGCAUCUGGCACCUGGCAAAGUAGGGGACGUGUCAGGAGCUGGUUGGGAUGAUCCAUGGCCACGCUACUGCCUGUGCAGCUCUGCUUCAGAGUUAGCAGAGGUGUUGGAGCUGUUGGGAUUCCAGUCCUGUCCCAGGCGGAAGCUUAAGAAUUGACUACACAGCCAUGCAAAAAAAAAAGGGCUUCAGACAUACCCUGCUACAAAUGGAUUUCUGCUUUGAACUAACAAACAUAUCCUUUUGCCUUGAUGGAGAUAAUUUAACUACUGUAUUCUGAAUGUGGACAUCCUGAAUUUGGGGCUGACAGCAUGUAGACAUCRCUGCUGUUCACACAUGUUGGGGAGACCACCCCACCACCAGCUCAGAGCUGGUUGCAGGUCUGUGCACUGCCCACAUGUGCACACAUGCAUUGGAGAAUUGUGUGUGUGACAUUUUGCCGGAUCCAUGAAUGUAAAUGUGAGCUUCMCGUAGCAGCUGCAUGUACAUUAUACACAUAAAUGAUUUCAAAUACCUGCGUUGCAAAACCAGGCCAUGUGAGCUUCAAUUCUGAUCAAGGUGAGCCCAAACUCUGCUUUUGACUGGCUUCCCACGGGCAGCAGCUCUGCCAGCUGCUGCUGGGAGCCRAGGCAUUCAAGCCCAGUAACUGACUUGUGCUGUGGACACACAAGAAGCCACCAGAUCCCCAGAAAAACGUGACAAGUCACAGGUCUGUCAUUUCCUUUAAUMUGUUGGGUGACCGUGUGUCUAAACUAAUGUGCUGCUGUUUUUUCCUGAAAACUAAACCCAAAACUAUUGGUGAUGCCUGCAACUGGGUUUUUGGGURAGUGGUUCACAAGUGCAUGAGCCGUCUACCAUGAAUUAUGUUGGGGCCACUUUUGUCAAAGCUACUGGUGUAGAAAUUUCAGGAUCAGCUCCUAAAUCAGUAAGAACUGAAAUUCAUAGUUGAAUAUGAACUCCUGUCGUCAUUGGGAAGAUGAACAAUAGCAUGUAGUUUGAAUAAAAGUGGCUUAGCUAGUCACAAUUCAAGCAGUUUGCAACAAAUGUGGCAGGAAAUUGGCUGUGUGUUAAAGUCUGAAAUGUUUACAUUCGCUCAUGGCACUUAAAUGUUAAAGUGGGGGRAAGAGGUCCUUUUAUUACCCUCAGCAAAAUUUCUAUGUCAACCAUAAACUAUUCUCUUAAAAAUAAUUUUUCCUAAGGUAUCUUCCAAAUAUUCACGUAUUUUUAUGUGGAAAGGAUAUGAAAGCAACUGUUACUUCAAAAUAUCGUUUAAAGUACUUGAGGUAUGAAAGCUUAAAGAUUAUUUAAUCAUUUUGGCAUAACUUGAAUGUUGUAAUUUUUGGUCAAGCAUGUUAGACGAAUAAAGUCUUUAAAAAACCAAAACCACACAACAAAAAAUAAGAUCUCUUAUGUCCAGCUCAUGUGAUCAGCUCCAUUUUGGAAUGACUGCCAUCUUCUCCAGGGGUAGGAACCAGGCUGUGGGGCAUUAUAAAGUUGUUACUGUGGAGUGGGGUGAGCUGGCAGAGGGGCUGGGGAUGAUGGGCAGAGGGUGCCCUGCUCUGUCUGCCAGCUUCCAGCCACCACAUCUGCAGAGGGUAAGGAGCCCAAGACUGGGGUAGCA